Messenger RNA from Mesocricetus auratus (golden hamster), 1728 nucleotides. RefSeq names its product tetraspanin 13 (gene Tspan13). The coding region runs from base 172 to 786 and encodes 204 amino acids. Gene Ontology annotation, cellular component: membrane. The record is from RefSeq and is a predicted model, not a curated record. NCBI's taxonomy places the organism in Eukaryota, Metazoa, Chordata, Mammalia, Rodentia, Cricetidae. The transcript is spliced from 6 exons.
CGCAGGUUGCAGAGCGGGUGGGAGCCGCUGCGGGCGCGGCACUGCAACCCCGAACCCCAACCCCGAGCCCAGCCCCCGCCACAGGCCCAGGAGGCUAGGAUCCAGCGGCUCCCCGCCCGGCCCCGCCGAGGACGCCUGGAUUCGCAGGCGCCCGCCAGCCCACGCGCCACGAUGGUGUGCGGGGGCUUCUCGUGCUCCAAGAACUGCCUGUGCGCGCUCAACCUGCUCUACACCCUCGUCAGUCUGCUGCUCAUUGGGAUUGCUGCUUGGGGUAUCGGCUUUGGACUGAUCUCCAGUCUCCGGGUGGUGGGUGUGGUCAUCGCUGUGGGCAUCUUCCUGUUCCUGAUUGCGUUGGUGGGACUGAUUGGCGCAGUGAAACAUCAUCAGGUGUUGCUAUUUUUUUAUAUGAUUAUUCUCCUCCUUGUAUUUAUUGUUCAGUUCUCGGUGUCUUGUGCUUGCUUAGCUCUGAAUCAGGACCAACAGGGUCAGCUGCUGGAGGUUGGUUGGAACAAUACAGCCAGUGCUCGAAAUGACCUCCAGAGGAACUUGAACUGCUGUGGCUUCCGAAGUUACAACCCAAAUGACACCUGCCUGGCUAGCUGUAAUAAAAUUGGACACAAAUGCUUGCCAUGUGCCCCCAUAAUCGAAGCGUAUGCUGGAGAGGUCUUGAGAUUCGUUGGUGGCAUUGGCCUCUUCUUCAGUUUUACAGAGAUCCUGGGCGUUUGGCUGACCUACAGAUACAGGAAUCAGAAAGACCCUCGCGCCAACCCCAGCGCUUUCCUUUGAGGAGGAAGCCAGGAAAAGUUCUCCCGUGUUUUCCCAUCUUCCUCACUUUCUCUAAUCUUAAGUUAAAGUAAUUUGUUCAUUUGACAGGAAACAGUAUCUGAAAACUACACUGUCAACAGUGGAACUAAAUAUUUUCACUCUUACAUUUUUUUGCUGACAUUGCUGAAAAGGCAAUUGAAAUUCAUGGUGUUCGCUGACCCUCAGUGGUCUCUGUAGUCACAGUUCUUGGUGUCUGGCGCUGUCCACUGUGGCCUUUCUUAGCCUUUUUACGUGCUGUAAAACUGUGUGUGGCACCCCUGGGGAAAUGACAUUGUGAACCCCAAUCUCCAUCUCACCGGUAGUUGUGCAGAGCACCGUGCUGUGCGGGAGGCUCCCCCGAAGACACUUGAAGUUCAUGAAGCCAGGAAGAAGUCCGCGGUGUUCAGUCCUUAGGAGAGAUCUAAGUUCCCUGCACUUUAUGUCUUUUUAGGAAAGCUACCUUGUAGUGAAAAGUGUUAGCAUCUAAGUGAUCAUUUAGUUAUCGUAGUCUUCCAUGAUUACACCCGUGUAUUCCAGAAAUAGCUGUGUCUUUAGGAAACUGAACUUUAGUUUUUGACUUUUAUAGUAAAGGUAAAGGAGGUGCCAUUUGGAAAAUGUUCUGGGCUGUGACAGUUAUCUUCAGCUUUUAAAAUGGGAUGAGUUAGGAUAAUCUGACCUUUUUUUUUUUAAUAAUUUGAAGUUCAAAACACUGUAUUUGUAGGCAACGUGCAAUCAAUAUGUUGGCCCGUGCAACAAAAAGAUGUUUGAUUUUCUUAAAAAAUAACUGUUUAUUGACAUUUCUUGGUAUUGUGACAGUGAGUUGUCAAAUCCAGACAUAUUUAAAUGUGCUACCUCCCGUAAGCUGAGAGAGAAAUGGUGUUUGUGGCUCUGUAUGUUACAUUAAAAAUUAAAGGCUGAAACCUU